AAAUAAAAAGCUGCGGACUUUCAUCAUUUUCCACCCACUUCGAGUCAACACGAUCAACAGAUGACCACGGCUGUCUUUAGACAUAUAAAAUAGACUCGCUCUCCUUGUGUCAUGGUGAGCUAGAGCCUGUGGAAGUACCUUUGGAGAGGCGACGCCAGCAGAGUCUAUUUGAUGUGUUUUGUGUUAACAUUAUUAAUCUUUAAACAGGCGGGAAGGCUGUCAAACAAGUGUAAACUAAAUCUGCAUUGAAGAAAAACAGGGCUAUACGACUGGACGCUGGGCAGAGGGGCUCCCUUUGCCCACCUUUCAGCAUGAGUGCAGUGCGCACACCUGUCUUCAUAGGGCUCCUUUUGCUGAUCCUCACCACCAGCUACUGCAGACCAAGAGACAGGGACGACACCAUUCUGCUGGACCUCCUAAGGGACAGAGUGAGACUAGCACAGGAGCAUCACAGUGAGGGAAACACACAGCAUCCCCUCGAGAUCGUUGAGCACUCGGUGGAAACAAAAGACGUUAAUAAAGUUACAAAGUCAUAUCAGCACGAACGCAUUCUUGAGGUCUUUCCGAGAGAUCUUCGACAGAAGGAGAAGUUUUUAAAACAUUUAACAGGGCCACUUUAUUUUAGUCCCAAAUGCAGCAAACACUUUUACAAACUGUAUCAUAAUACCAGGGACUGCACAAUACCAGCCUAUUAUAAAAGAUGUGCCAGGCUUCUUACAAGACUAGCAGGGAGCCAGCGGUGCUCAGAGGGAUAGAUGCUGCAGAUUUCAACAGACCUGAAGAAAUAAAGAGAACCAAGAAAAGUGCCUUGGAGAAAAACAGGGAAAUGAAAUGAAUUCUGAACAAUCAUAUUUAUCACGUGAACAUAGCUAUUUUUAUAAUGAAAUAGAACUCCUCUUUUGACCUUUUCUUCUCACAUACAGCUUGUCAGUCUUGUGAGUUGACAAAACUGAUGUUAGAACCAAGUUUACUGGCAAUGGUCAUGGUGAAAAUGAAGAAGACAACGUUUUAUGGGAAAAACAAACACAAAAAAAAGUCCUGCUGCCAAACGAUAAACUCUGGGUGUCACAUUCAACUGCAUAUAUAUUCUAAGUUGAAUUUGCCUUCACAGGUUGUGUGUUCAGUAGUUUUUGGUUGAAGAAAAAUUUAGAUAGUUAGUUGUUUUGCAGAUGUUCAAAGGUGUUUACUGGCUGAACGCAGCCUUUGGUCCAAUAUUCCUG
Molecule: messenger RNA, 1220 nt
Organism: Sinocyclocheilus grahami
Lineage: Eukaryota; Metazoa; Chordata; Actinopteri; Cypriniformes; Cyprinidae
Gene: alkal2b
Product: ALK and LTK ligand 2b
Exons: 6
Coding region: 312-755 (147 amino acids)
Biological process (GO): positive regulation of ERK1 and ERK2 cascade; positive regulation of ERK5 cascade
Molecular function (GO): receptor tyrosine kinase binding; receptor signaling protein tyrosine kinase activator activity
Source: RefSeq, a predicted model, not a curated record